Messenger RNA from Penicillium vulpinum, 1146 nucleotides. RefSeq names its product zinc-binding alcohol dehydrogenase family protein. The record is from RefSeq and is a predicted model, not a curated record. The transcript has a single exon. Gene Ontology annotation, molecular function: oxidoreductase activity, acting on NAD(P)H. The coding region runs from base 1 to 1146 and encodes 381 amino acids. Lineage: Eukaryota; Fungi; Ascomycota; Eurotiomycetes; Eurotiales; Aspergillaceae.
AUGGCACCACUGAAUCAGGCGGCUUGGAUCCCCGCAAAAAAGGUCCUGCCAUUCAAGGUCAGCGACGCGCCCUACACCCGUCCUGGCUCAGGCCAGGUCGUAGUCAAGAACGCCGCCGUAGCCAUCAAUCCUUUCGACUGGGUGUUGCAGUACAUUGGCCCAGCGCUUGCUGGUUAUAUCAAGUAUCCCUUCAUUCUUGGCACCGAUGUUGCUGGUGAAGUCGUCGAGGUCGGUCCCGGUGUGGAGCGUUUCCGCGUGGGCGACCGAGUCUGCGGUAGUGCUGCGGCCAUUGCGAAAGAGGUCAACCGCCCGGCCGAGGGAGCUUUCCAACUCUAUACAGUAAUGCGACAGAACAUCUUGACGCCGAUUCCACCCGGCAUCACCAAUGAGCAGGCCUGUGUCUUGGGACUGGGUCUCGGGACUGCGGCUUACGGCCUUUUCCACCCGGAUUAUCUGGGCCUCGACAUGCCUCAGACUCCAGCAACCAUCAAAGUUGUAGGCAAGUCAGGCUUGCCGCGCACUGUCAUUAUCACUGGCGGUGCUUCGAGUGUUGGUAGCAAUGCCGUACAGCUUGCUGUGGCUGCUGGCUACCAAGUCUUCUCUACGUCGUCACCUAAGAACUUUGACUAUGUCAAGGGUCUUGGUGCCUCUCAGGUCUUCGACUACAAGAGCAAAAGGUUGGCCAAGGAUCUCCUCACCGCUCUGAAAGGCCACGAGCUGGUCGGUGCUUACACAAUUGGCAAUGGUGCCGUGGAGGCAUGCACCACGGUUAUGAGGAAGCAUGAUCCCAAACUCACACGAAAAUUCAUUGCCGUGGCCGGCGCUAUCAUACCUGCCGAGAAGCUAACGACAUUUGUUGGCAAAGGUACGUACUUGAUGGGCAUGAUGGGUGGCAUGAUUAAAUCGAGCGGGACGCGCAUCAGAACUGGGGUGGAGGCCAAAUUCAUCAUCGUUGAUGGCCUAGUUGAUCCAGAUAGCGUCGUCUCUCAUGUAUACAUGGACUUUUUGCCGCAGGCUCUUGAACAGGGCCAGUUUGUGCCAGCUCCUCCUCCGUAUGUUGUGGGCAAGGGACUGGAUAAGAUCCAAGAGGCUCUCCAUCUUCAGAGAAAAGGUGUAUCCGGAAAGAAGCUUGUCGUGACGCUUUAG